Ambispora gerdemannii is the source of this 236-nucleotide messenger RNA. Lineage: Eukaryota; Fungi; Glomeromycota; Glomeromycetes; Archaeosporales; Ambisporaceae. The record is from the annotation of a GenBank genome assembly.
AAGAUCAGCAGAGUGAUUUAAGAACCAUACUUAGUAGUUUAUUGACUCUGGAACGUAAAUCACUUAUUCUUGCGGAUGGCGAAGAAGUCUUUUUGUCAGAUAUAAUGGUAGGAAUAGAGCGAGCCCAAGAAAGAAUAGCUACCUUAGAACAGGAGAUUGGAAGGCUAAAAGGAGGAGGCAAUAAUAGUGGUGGUUCUGGUGGAUUUUCUUCUUCCGCUAUUGAAGAAGUAGAUUAA